AUGGACAAAGAUACCCCUCUCUACAAGGGUCCCACUGCGCCUCAUUCAAUUGUGACGGUGGAUGGCGAGCUCCAUCGCUUUUACCGCCGGUUGCUUGCGAAGGGAUUUUCAGAUGCUGCGUUGAGAGAGCAGGAGCCAGUGAUCCAACGUAACAUCAAUCUACUGGUAGAGAAGCUGCAUAAGGAGGUCGCAGCAGGGAAGACACCCGAAAUGACGGCUUGGUUCAACUAUGCGACGUUCGACCUGAUCGGGGAGCUUGCUUUCGGCGAGACCUACGGCUGCCUCGAGAACUCUCACUACCACCCCUGGGUGGAAAUGAUUCUCGAGGUGAUGAAGCUCCGUGCGAUGACGCAUGCUGUCGGGUACUAUCCCUGGAUAUUCCACAUCCUGAUGUGGUUCGUUCCCAAGUCCUUGCGCGAGAAAUUUGUCACACACCGGAGGUACACCCAUGACAAGGUACAGCGUCGGAUGGACCAAAAGAUCCACUACAAGGAUCUGACAACCAACCUGGUCGAUCCACAGAACGGUCUCGAACGGUACGAGAUAGACGGAAAUUGCUCCACCCUCAUCAUCGCCGGCAGCGAGACGACAGCAACAGCUCUUAGCGCCACGCUAUACUUCCUGACGCAGAACGAAAAUGCCAAGCGCAAAGUCAUCGGCGAAAUCCGAACCACCUUCAACAACGCUGGGGACAUUAACUCGAUCAGUGUGAAUCAACUGAAGUACCUGAGCGCUUGCAUGAACGAGGCACUACGGAUCUUCCCCCCCGGUCCCGCCGUCUUUCCGCGCCGGGUCCCUCAGGGUGGUGAUUUCAUUGAUGGGCAUUGGAUCCCUGGUGGUACUCAAGUGGGCAUUGCGCACUACUGCAUCAAUCGCAGCCGCCGAAACUUUGUCGAUCCGGACAAAUUCAUCCCUGAACGAUGGCUCGGGGAUCCCACGUACCAGACCGACGAUCGCCACGCUGUGCAGCCCUUCAGCUACGGUCCUCGAAAUUGCAUCGCUCAUAACCUCGCCCGGUUGGAGAUGCGUCUGGUCUUGGCUCGGCUGAUCUGGGAGUUUGAUUGGGAGCUAGCCCCUGGAUCAGAGCGGUGGGAAGAAGAGGCGUUGGUCUUCAAUGUCUGGAGUACAAAGCCAUUGAUGAUCAAAUUUACUCCAGUCGCACGCUGA
Molecule: messenger RNA, 1167 nt
Organism: Aspergillus oryzae RIB40
Lineage: Eukaryota; Fungi; Ascomycota; Eurotiomycetes; Eurotiales; Aspergillaceae
Product: cytochrome P450
Exons: 2
Coding region: 1-1167 (388 amino acids)
Molecular function (GO): oxidoreductase activity, acting on paired donors, with incorporation or reduction of molecular oxygen; heme binding; monooxygenase activity
Source: RefSeq, a predicted model, not a curated record